AUGGCCGAAGCGCAAUCCCAUAUCACCCACACGGAAUGGUCUACAAUUGCACCGUCCAUGAUGCAUCAGGUCACUUCUGGGCCGGGAGUGGCGCCUGGUGAUCACAUGGCCAAACAUGGCGAGGAGCUCUUGUCCUUCUCCAAGGCCACCACCAUCGUCGACAUGGGCUGUGGUCCCGGUCAAGUUACCAACGCUGUCCUCCAAGCGCAUCAUGCUCAGUUGCCGCCCUCUACCCAGUUGAUCGGAGCCGACAGCAAUGCACAGAUGCUCGCCCAGUACAACGCACGCAAGAAGGCGGAGGUGGACAAGGGCAACACUUACUGGCAGUGUGCCAAGACCGUCGAGGUUGACAUCCACGAUUGCGCCGCCUUCGAGGACGAGUCGGUCAGCCAUAUGCUGUGCGGCUUUGUGCUCUUCUUGAUUCCCGACCCCGCGAAGGCCAUUGAUGCCAUCAAGCGCGUUAUGGCCCCUGGUGGCGUGGUCGCCAUGUCGUCUUUGCAGAGCAGCGACUGGAUGAAACUUUCCAUGUAUCCCUUGAAAGUACGCCCGGACCUGCGAAUGGAUGUACCCACCAACGGCUGCUCUUCUGCAGAGGAUGUGACAAGGCGUCUAAACGUGGCUGGCUUCAGGGAUAUUGAGGUCAUCCAAACCGAGAAUUACCUGGCAUUUGAUGAUUACGACACAAUCUGCCGCUUCCUCUUGACCAAGCUGCCUAUGGCUGCGAGGAUCAUAAGCCAAAUGACGAAUGACGAGGUGCUGGAGACCCAUAAGCUUAUGAUGGCGGAUCUGGAGACCUGGUAUCCCACUCUGCCGGCAAAGAUGGUCGGCAAGGUCAACAUAGCUUAUUGUCGCAAAUAA
Messenger RNA from Neoarthrinium moseri, 858 nucleotides. RefSeq lists its product as uncharacterized. Gene Ontology annotation, molecular function: S-adenosylmethionine-dependent methyltransferase activity. The record is from RefSeq and is a predicted model, not a curated record. The coding region runs from base 1 to 858 and encodes 285 amino acids. NCBI's taxonomy places the organism in Eukaryota, Fungi, Ascomycota, Sordariomycetes, Amphisphaeriales, Apiosporaceae. The transcript has 2 exons.